This is a messenger RNA of Pogona vitticeps (central bearded dragon), 1426 nucleotides long. The record is from RefSeq and is a predicted model, not a curated record. Lineage: Eukaryota; Metazoa; Chordata; Lepidosauria; Squamata; Agamidae.
CAGCUCUUCCAGGCAGAGGGGAUCUUCCCGCGGCGAAUGGGCAUCAACUCCUGGAUUGCCCACCGCACAAUGCGGAACCAUAAAUGUGGCAUCUUCCUCUUGAACGGGGAGCAGUGGCGUUCGGACCGACUGGUGCUUAACAAGGAGGUGAUCAGCCCCAUUGGCACCCGCAAGUUCCUGCCUUUCCUCAACACAGUGGCGGAGGAUUUUGUCGACUUCCUGCACCGGCAGGUCAGAAAGAACACCCGCCGCUCCCUGACUGUGGACCUUUACCGCGACCUUUUCCGUUUCACCUUGGAAGCCAGCAGCUACGCCUUGUACGGGGAGCGCCUGGGCCUUCUGGAGGAGACCCCCAAACCAGAUUCCCAGAAGUUCAUUGACGCUGUGGAGACCAUGCUGCAGACUACGCUGCCCUUGCUCUUCCUCCCUCCGGGUGUCAUGCGCUGGAUGAACAACAAGCUCUGGCAGGAUCACAUGGAUGCCUGGGACAUCAUCUUCUCACAUGCUGACAAGUGCAUCCAGAACAUCUACCAGGAAUUCUGCCUGGGGAAGCCGCGGAAGUACUCGGGGAUCAUGGCGGAGCUGCUUCUGCAAGAGGAGAUGCCCCUCGACUCCAUCAAGGCCAACAUCACGGAGUUCACGGCGGGUGGCGUUGACACGACGGCCAUUCCUCUGCUCUUCACCCUCUUUGAGCUGGCCCGCAACCCCCACGUCCAGACCGCCAUUCGGGAAGAGAUCAAGGGUGCAGAGUCGCAGGGGUCCAGAGAGCUCUCCAAGGUGCUGAACGGCCUGCCACUCCUCAAGGGGGCUAUUAAGGAGACACUGAGGCUGUACCCAGUGGGCAUCACCGUGCAGCGCUACCCAACCCGCGACGUGGUGCUUCAGAAUUACUACGUGCCGGCUGGAACCCUGUGCCAGGUGGGGCUGUACUCCUUGGGCCGGAGCCCGGAGGUCUUCAGCGACCCGGAGCGCUACGACCCUCAGCGCUGGCUCAGCAAAGACGACAACAGCUUCAAGGCCCUGGCCUUCGGCUUCGGAUCCCGCCAGUGCAUCGGUCGGCGCUUGGCCGAAUCGGAGAUGAUGCUCUUCCUCAUGCACAUCCUGCGGAACUUCAAGAUCGAUACCGUCUCCAAGGCCGACCUCAAAACCGUCUACGGCUUCAUCCUCAUGCCAGAGAAGCCCCCCUUGCUCACUUUCCGGCCCAUCGACUAGGUUGCCAGCUAGCCCUCUUGGCGGCUCUUCCCCUCCUGGCAGCUGGUGGCAGCUGGGGAAGCAAAGGGAAGCAAACACCCACCUUGGACUUUAGGGCGCACCUUCUCCCUCUCUCUCCCCCUCCCCCCAGGCAUUCCUCUGGGCAGCCACUCUGGACAGCUCUGUAGCCACAUCUUGGCCUUCCUAAGACAUCUGGAACCAGAUUCAGAUCAGG